Molecule: messenger RNA, 2596 nt
Organism: Petromyzon marinus (sea lamprey)
Lineage: Eukaryota; Metazoa; Chordata; Hyperoartia; Petromyzontiformes; Petromyzontidae
Product: ADP-ribosylation factor-like protein 8B-A
Biological process (GO): protein transport; anterograde axonal transport
Cellular component (GO): lysosomal membrane
Molecular function (GO): GTPase activity; GTP binding
Source: RefSeq, a predicted model, not a curated record
AGAGGGGGGGUCUCAGCACCCACGCGGCCACACGCCCACACGCCCUUAUCUGCAGUGGGGGAAUGCACCGUGCGAUUCUUAGAUCUCACCACUACCAUCAGCAUCACAAGCAACCACGACCGACCCAGCACCACCACCACCACAUCAGCCGUGUGCCCGGGGACAGCGCAAAAAGCGGCUCUAAAUCGCGUUCUUUGGGCCGGGGGGCGGGUGGGCAGGAGUAGGAGGAGGAGGUGAGCGGAUUGAAGCUGUUGAAAGAUGUUGGCGCUCAUCAACAGACUGCUGGACUGGUUUAAGGCCCUCUUCUGGAAGGAGGAGAUGGAGCUCACGCUGGUGGGGCUCCAGUAUUCGGGAAAGACGACGUUCGUCAACGUUAUUGCGGUAAAGCUGCCCACUCAGUGCGCGUCUGCGAGGCGAGCCCUCUCCUGGUCCGGCCAGUUCAACGAAGAUAUGAUUCCAACUGUGGGCUUCAACAUGCGGAAAAUAUCAAAAGGCAAUGUAACCAUCAAGAUUUGGGACAUUGGAGGACAGCCCCGGUUCCGGAGCAUGUGGGAGCGGUAUUGCCGUGGAGUAAACGCCAUCGUGUACAUGGUGGAUGCGGCGGACCCUGAUAAAGUGGAAGCUUCAAGGAAUGAGCUUAACAAUCUCCUGGAGAAACCCCAGCUGCAUGGCAUCCCGGUGCUGGUUCUCGGAAACAAGAAGGACCUUCCAAAUGCUCUGGAUGAAAAACAGCUGAUUGAUAAAAUGAAUCUGUGUGCCAUUCAGGAUAGAGAGAUCUGCUGCUACUCCAUUUCCUGCAAAGAGAAGGACAACAUAGAUAUUACCCUCCAGUGGCUCAUUCAACAUUCCAAGUCUCGACGAAACUAGAAAGCUGCCAUUCUGCCAAUAUUUCCUUGUGGUUUUUUUCUUCUCAAUUCUUGCCAAAUGGCAUCAUGUCCUGCCAAAACUCAAACAAAAAUUCCGUUUGUGUCCUUGUGUGAUGUCCCAAGCUGCUGGACGUCCGUCCGUAUUGGACACUUCACGGGGAAUUGCGACAUUUGGUCUGUCGUUGUUGCGUUGAAAGUCAGUGUUUUUUUGCAGCGUUACUGUACACUGUGCUGCUGCAUGAAGAACCACACAGGCCUCCUGAAUUAAGUGUAAUUUUCUGUGUACACUGUGCAUUGACCUGUGCUGUAUUGAUUCAACGUUUAGGUCCUACUCUUGCUGUAGAGAUCCUGGCUGUAUGAUUGCCUUAGGAUAACAAGGUUGGCCCUAUUAUUUUCAGCUUUGCAACAGUCGCGCCCUCACGACUGGCUUUCUUUGCAGCAGCAACAGGCCGCCCCUUGAAGUUUACAAAACAUCUAAAUAAUUUCUUGCUGCAGGUCUUGUUCCAUUUUGCUAAAGUCGCUAUGCAGUGUCCAAAAAUGCCUAUCGCAUUUUACGUUAAAAGACAUUCCAUUGGCAUGCGCAGACUGUUAGGGUGGCGAUGACAAAAUUCGAACGGCAGUACAAAAUGCCGAAUUAUUUUUUGGUGCGUUUUAUAUUGAAAAGUCCUGGGAAAUUGCAUAUGCAGGAGGAUGUAGUCCAUAGUAGUUUACAACUUAAGUGUCGGUGAGCAUAUUAACUUGAAGGUACGCGUUUUUAAAUGUUGAGCGAAUUGCCAGCAAGACGGAAACGUAAGCAAUUAACGGUGUUAGAAAGGUUGAACGGUGGGUUACGAAAAAAAACCUGCUGGGAAGUGUUUGACAACUUGCACGUGUGAAGUCGGUGUUACCUCCUAAAUAUUUCGGUUCUCGUCACAGUUUGUCCGUCCACUAGUUCCGUGGCGAUGGUAUGUCGCAUGCAGCAGGUACGCGUUUCCAUUUUGCUGAUGCUAAGUGACUUUUGGAAUCUCCUUUUCACACCCCCCCCCCCACCUCCAACGUGAACGCCUUCCUCUGUGCACUAUCCCUGCGGCUUAACACGAUUAAAUGCUAUUAAUGGGCAUCUCGCCUUUUCGAAAGCCCUUGGAGCAAGCACACUUGAUGGUGUAAUAGUGUUGUGUGUGUGAACUGCUAAUAAGGAAAGCACAUGGUUGUAAAAAUGUCAGUAUUUUUGAAGGCACACAAUUCGCAUUUAGCUUAUUUUGAUGAGAGCUGAAAUUCGGAAAAGGUAUUUUUUUCUUCAUGUGUUUACUGGUCAGUGAGUAUAUGCUUGCACUUUUUUGAAAUGUGAAAAUGCAAACGUGCAGUGUGUAUACGGAAUAUUGAAACUUCAAACGGUACUUAACUCUACAUGGAAGUCCCGAGUAUGACCAAACUUGUAAUUGCAAUGCUGUCUGAUUAAUGCUGUCGAACAAAUAAUCCACUUUACAAUUGCACCGUUUGUGCGUGCAAUAUGUGCCCUUAAGCAUCUUUUUGCAGAUUUUUUUUAAUAUUGCGUUCGUGCACUAUGGCCUGUACUUGUACGUUUCGUAGCACACCGCAACUAAUUCAGGUUUCCCUCGUUUUUUGCGGUAGUAGAUGCAUUCCAAAAAAGGGGCGCACUAAGCAAAACCGCACGAGACGGCUGCCUGACGAAUUGCUGCACACAGUACACAAGCAACGUCCCACGUCCGACUGCAUAGCCCAGGGGUCGG